AUGGUCCGAAAUAAGGACGGGGACGGCAUAAAGAGUAGCUCGAUCGUGUCCGAGGUUCAGAAGCGGCCGUGCCUGUACGAUACCAACCACAUAAACUACGGCGACCGCGCAGAGAAGAUAAGGAGUUGGGAAGAGGUGUGCGAGAGUGUCGUGCCGGGGUGGCAGGCGCUCGGGCUGACGGAGAAGUUCGCGGCCGGUAGGUUACCUGGCCAGCUAGGGGAGGUCAUGUCGCAGGCGAGCGCGUGCGGCGUUACCGCGCUCUAUCAACCGGUCGGGUUGCAAUUGUCGCGUUCGACUUGCGUGCUCUUUGUUCGGUCGGAUGCUUUCGAAAUGUACCCGGUUCGAAAUAACGUUUGCGCCAACUUACGUACUUCAGUUUGUAUUCAG
Brenthis ino (lesser marbled fritillary) is the source of this 387-nucleotide messenger RNA. NCBI's taxonomy places the organism in Eukaryota, Metazoa, Arthropoda, Insecta, Lepidoptera, Nymphalidae. The record is from the annotation of a GenBank genome assembly.